Molecule: messenger RNA, 3933 nt
Organism: Pistacia vera
Lineage: Eukaryota; Viridiplantae; Streptophyta; Magnoliopsida; Sapindales; Anacardiaceae
Product: formin-like protein 2
Exons: 4
Coding region: 819-3254 (811 amino acids)
Biological process (GO): actin cytoskeleton organization; actin nucleation
Molecular function (GO): actin filament binding
Source: RefSeq, a predicted model, not a curated record
AUUCUCUUGAGCUUUCACUACCACACAAAAAUACAAAACAAACCUCUCUUCAAUUUUUUGCUCAUCAAUACAUUUCAUCAGUACUCCAAAAUGGGCUAAUGGGAUUUGCCUCUCGUUUGCUUUAUUUUUGCUCACUCUUGAAAGUAUUCUCAAUUUGGCCUAAUGGGUUUGCUUUUGUUUAUCUUGAUAGUCUAAACUACCAGUCAGUCUCAAGUGAACUUCAAAGUUUGAUUUCAUUGAUAACGUUCUUCUCUUGCUUGGACCUCACUUCUUUGGUUGGUCUCUUGUUGUUUUCCGUCUACCCAUUUGCAUUUUCUUACCAUUUUCCCUCACUUUCUCCCUCAACAAACACCCUUCUCUCUCUCUCUCUCUCUCGUUUACCCAACUCAAAGUCCAAAGUUCAGACCAUAUUGCUUUUGAGGUUUGAUUUAUAGUCCAAGAGUCUUUUAACACAAACAGUUUUCUUCUACCUUGGGACAUUUUCUCUCACUUUCCCUCUUGCCAAACUUGAAGUUAAACCUUCAGUCUUUUUGCGCACUAUUUCUGUCUACAGACAUUAUGAAGCCACAUUUUCACUGUCAACCACAUGGGUUUUGAGGUUGACUAAUGCCCCAAGAGUUCAAGACAAUAGUUCAAAGUGAAAACCUUUGGUCUUUGAACACCUACAGUUUUCUUCUACCUUGGGACAUUUUCUCUCACUUUCUCUCUCACCAAACACAAAGUUCAAACCUUUUAGUCUUUUUCUUCUCAUUUCAAUAGUAAAGUUCAAACUUUUAGUGUUUUAACAAAAAAAAAAAAAAAAAAAAAAAAAACAUAUAAUGCCUACCAUUCUCCUCUUCGUUCUCAUCACUUUUGUCUCCACCACCACUGGCCACCAUGUCCACCGCCGUCACCUCCUCCACCAACCGUUCUUCCCAGUAACAACUCCUCUCUCUCCUACACAACCACCCUCACUUUCUCCACAAUCACAGUUAAGCCCCCACCAACAAACCCAACCCAAGUACCCAUUUUCAACUACACCCCCAAACCUUCCAAAAAGCCCUUUCUUCCCCUCCUUUACUUCACAUCCUCCGCCGCCACCCCCCUCCACUCUCUCCACCUUCCCCGCGAACAUUUCCUCCCUUCUAUUUCCCCACCCCCGCUCCUCCUCCGCCCACCGCCACGUCAUCGUCCUCGCCGUCUGCCUCUCCCUUCUCUCAGUCGCCAUCCUCGCCGCCAUUGCCACCAUCUUCCUCUACUUUCGUAGCAAACACCACCCCAACAAUGCCGGGAAAACCUCAACUGCCGACAGCCAACGCCUUUUCCCGCCAAAUUUGGACCCAUCGGACGGUACUCAGAAAACCACUGUGCAACACCAGCAACUCAGUGUCUCAAGUUCAAAUCCUCCCAGUAAUUCUUCAGAGUUUCUUUAUCUUGGCACGCUGGUGAACUCUCGUUCACAAGAGCAUAAUACUACAACUGCUGCUGCAGAUUCAAGCCACGUGGUGUCCAAGAUUGGCGUCUCUUUAUCUUCUUUAUCUACGUCUCCAUCUUCCUAUCAGAAACUUGGGUCUCCGGAGCUGAAGCCAUUGCCGCCAUUGCCGAAACACAACCCGAGUUUCACAAGCGGGGAGAUGUGUUUCAGUAAAGAAGAUGUGAGAUGUGAAGCUGAAGAAGAGAAAGAUGAUGAUGAAGAAGAGUUUUUUUCGCCAAGAGGGUCUUCUGGUCGUAGAGAGAGUCCAGGUUUAGCUCGAGUUGGUUCUAGCUCAAGAAGGGAAAGUAAUAUUAAUGUUGGAAGUAGGAGCUUUAAUUCAAGAACGGCUUCGUACCCUUAUUCAAAUUCUUGUUCACCUGAUUCUAUCGUCAGUUCUUGUCACUCCCCAGUUAUGAAGGCAUCGAGAUUGGUUGAGAAUGUUGACAAAGUUUCAGUCUUCUCAUCUUCUUCGUCAUCAAGAAGUGAUUCGGGAGAUUCCCAGAAUUCGCCUGGUAGAGUUUCGAGCUCUUCAAGGAAGAGCAAACAAUCACCUUCAAGAAAUGGAGGUGAGUUCAGGCCAUUUGUUCCAGUUAAGCUGCCACCGCCGCCUCCACCAAUGCCUCCUCAACGGUUCUGGGAGGUCCCGGCGACUGCUAGGCCGGCUAGGCCGAGUUCAGGCCCCCCUGUUCAUGUUCUGCCUGCAAGGCCGGUUGUGAUGCCAAGUUCUGGACCUGGUUUGGGUAGUGAGCAGUUGAUGAAGGAUGAGAGUGUGGAGAAGGGUGAGGAGACGCUGAGGCCGAAGUUGAAGCCUUUGCAUUGGGAUAAAGUUAGAGCAAGCUCAGAUCGAGCUAUGGUGUGGGAUCAGUUGAAAUCAAGCUCAUUUCAAUUGAAUGAGGAAAUGAUUGAGACUCUGUUUAUGGUGAAUAAUUCCGCCUUGAAUACAAAAGAUAAUGGUAGGAAACAGUUUCUACCGACUCCUAAUCAGGAGAAUCGGGUGCUUGAUCCCAAGAAAUCUCAAAAUAUUGCAAUUCUGCUUAGGGCACUCAAUGUUACCAUUGAUGAAGUCUGUGAAGCUCUUUUGGAAGGCAAUUCAGAUACACUGGGGACAGAGCUCCUGGAAAGUUUAUUAAAGAUGGCUCCAACCAAAGAAGAAGAACGAAAGAUAAAAGAGUUCAAAGAUGAAUCGCCAUUUAAGUUAGGUCCUGCUGAGAAAUUUCUGAGGGCAGUGCUUGACAUACCUUUUGCAUUUAUGAGGAUAGAUGCUAUGCUUUAUAUUGCUAAUUUUGACUCAGAAGUUGAGUACCUUAAAAGGUCUUUCGAAACCUUACAGGCAGCUAGUGAAGAGUUAAGGAAUAGCAGAAUGUUCUUGAAGCUUUUAGAAGCAGUGCUGAAAACUGGGAACCGCAUGAAUGUUGGCACUAAUCGUGGGGAUGCACAAGCCUUCAAGCUGGACACGCUGCUAAAGCUUGUUGAUGUUAAGGGCGCUGAUGGGAAAACAACUCUCCUGCAUUUUGUCGUACAGGAAAUAAUCAGAGCUGAAGGUUCUCGUCUUUCUGGUGCCAAUCAGAAUAAGAAAGCAGAGAAAACAGAGCAGUCUAGUUUUCAGGAUGAUGUUCAAUUCAGGAAGCUUGGCCUGCAGGUUGUUUCGGGUCUGUGUGGGGAGCUCACCAAUGUGAAAAAGGCUGCUGCUAUGGAUUCUGAUGUGCUUAGCAAUGAAGUUGCAAAACUUGCUGCUGGAAUCAGAAAGAUUAUGGAAGUGGUGAAGUUAAACGAAGAAAUUCCAUUUAAAGAAAGCAGUUGAAAAUUUUCUGAGUCAAUGAAUGCCUUCUUGAAGAAGGCAGAACAAGAUAUUGUAAGCAUCCAAGCCCAAGAGUGUGCGGCCCUCUCUAUGGUGAAGGAAAUAACUGAGUAUUUCCAUGGGAACUCGGCAAAGGAAGAAGCUCAUCCAUUCCGGAUUUUCAUGGUUGUAAAGGACUUCCUUUCUAUCCUUGAUCAGGUAUGCAAGGAAGUUGGCAAGAUCAAUGAAAGAACAAUAUACAGUUCAGUCCGACCUAUGCCAGCAAAUCCGACAAUGCCGCUGGCUUUUCCUGUAUUCAGUGAAAGGCAACAUCAUGGUUCCUCAGAUGACGAAGGCUCAACUUCAUCUUAGUGUCAGAUCCUGGCCUCAGGUGACUCUUUUUCUGCAUUUCUGUAAGCUCACCUGGGUGCUUAUCAGGAAUUGGUGGUGAAAACAGGUUGGCUUUCCGAUGUAGCUUACCAAGUAGCUGCCUUUUUGUGUACUUAUAUAAAUAUAACAUAUAUAUAUAUAUAUCUAUAUAUCUAUAUAUUCUCAAUACAGAAUUUUGGAAUUGUGUUAUCUUGUGUAAGGAAGUAAUAAGGUAGUAUUUGCCAGAAUACUAGGACUUGAUCUUGUAAAUCUGUCAGAAUCUGAAUCCAAGCUUCUGCUUGUUCAGCAAAAGAGGCAACAGCAAUCGUUCUCA